This is a messenger RNA of Melanotaenia boesemani (Boeseman's rainbowfish), 3515 nucleotides long. RefSeq lists its product as uncharacterized. The transcript is spliced from 14 exons. The record is from RefSeq and is a predicted model, not a curated record. NCBI's taxonomy places the organism in Eukaryota, Metazoa, Chordata, Actinopteri, Atheriniformes, Melanotaeniidae. Gene Ontology annotation, cellular component: cytosol. Bases 49 to 3387 code for a protein of 1112 amino acids. Gene Ontology annotation, biological process: ubiquitin-dependent protein catabolic process. Gene Ontology annotation, molecular function: polyubiquitin modification-dependent protein binding.
GCUUUAACAUCACAACACUAGAGACAGGAGCGCAGCAAGCGGCACAAAAUGGGAAAAAUCUACCAGGUCGAAGUGUAUGGACUGAGAGGAGAAAGGAUGAUGAUUGACCUGUGUAACACCGAGGAGCAGAUGAAGCAAAUGACCGUCCUGCAGCUGAAAGAAAAAGUUGCCCAGAGGCUUCCAGAGGGCACAGGAAUCGAAACUCUACGACUGAUCUUUACAAAUAAGAUGCUGAAUGAAAACUCAGCGCUGCUGUCUACAUAUGGGAUCCAGCACCUGUCCGUCAUCCACAUGGUGGUCAAGGUCCCCAAGGUCUACCAGGUAUUAGUGUAUGGACUGAGAGGAGAAAGGAUGAUGAUUGACCUGUGUAACACCGAGGAGCAGAUGAAGCAAAUGACCGUCCUGCAGCUGAAAGAAAAAGUGGCCCAGAGGCUUCCAGAGGGCACAGGAAUCGAAACUCUACGACUGAUCUUUACAAAUAAGAUGCUGAAUGAAAACUCAGCGCUGCUGUCUACAUAUGGGAUCCAGCACCUGUCCGUCAUCCACAUGGUGGUCAAGGUCCCCAAGGUCUACCAGGUAUUAGUGUAUGGACUGAGAGGAGAAAGGAUGAUGAUUGACCUGUGUAACACCGAGGAGCAGAUGAAGCAAAUGACCGUCCUGCAGCUGAAAGAAAAAGUGGCCCAGAGGCUUCCAGAGGGCACAGGAAUCGAAACUUUACGGCUGAUCUUUACAGACAAGAUGCUGAAUGAAAACUCAGCGCUGCUGUCUACAUAUGGGAUCCAGCACCUGUCCGUCAUCCACAUGGUGUUCAAGGUCCCCAAGGUCUACCAGGUAGAAGUGUAUGGACUGAGAGGAGAAAGGAUGAUGAUUGACCUGUGUAACACCGAGGAGCAGAUGAAGCAAAUGACCGUCCUGCAGCUGAAAGAAAAAGUGGCCCAGAGGCUUCCAGAGGGCACAGGAAUCGAAACUUUACGGCUGAUCUUUACAGACAAGAUGCUGAAUGAAAACUCAGCGCUGCUGUCUACAUAUGGGAUCCAGCACCUGUCCGUCAUCCACAUGGUGUUCAAGGUCCCCAAGGUCUACCAGGUAGAAGUGUAUGGACUGAGAGGAGAAAGGAUGAUGAUUGACCUGUGUAACACCGAGGAGCAGAUGAAGCAAAUGACCGUCCUGCAGCUGAAAGAAAAAGUGGCCCAGAGGCUUCCAGAGGGCACAGGAAUCGAAACUUUACGGCUGAUCUUUACAGACAAGAUGCUGAAUGAAAACUCAGUGCUGCUGUCUACAUAUGGGAUCCAGCACCUGUCCGUCAUCCACAUGGUGUUCAAGGUCCCCAAGGUCUACCAGGUAGAAGUGUAUGGACUGAGAGGAGAAAGGAUGAUGAUUGACCUGUGUAACACCGAGGAGCAGAUGAAGCAAAUGACCGUCCUGCAGCUGAAAGAAAAAGUGGCCCAGAGGCUUCCAGAGGGCACAGGAAUCGAAACUUUACGGCUGAUCUUUACAGACAAGAUGCUGAAUGAAAACUCAGUGCUGCUGUCUACAUAUGGGAUCCAGCACCUGUCCGUCAUCCACAUGGUGUUCAAGGUCCCCAAGGUCUACCAGGUAGAAGUGUAUGGACUGAGAGGAGAAAGGAUGAUGAUUGACCUGUGUAACACCGAGGAGCAGAUGAAGCAAAUGACCGUCCUGCAGCUGAAAGAAAAAGUGGCCCAGAGGCUUCCAGAGGGCACAGGAAUCGAAACUCUACGACUGAUCUUUACAAAUAAGAUGCUGAAUGAAAACUCAGCGCUGCUGUCUACAUAUGGGAUCCAGCACCUGUCCGUCAUCCACAUGGUGGUCAAGGUCCCCAAGGUCUACCAGGUAUUAGUGUAUGGACUGAGAGGAGAAAGGAUGAUGAUUGACCUGUGUAACACCGAGGAGCAGAUGAAGCAAAUGACCGUCCUGCAGCUGAAAGAAAAAGUGGCCCAGAGGCUUCCAGAGGGCACAGGAAUCGAAACUUUACGGCUGAUCUUUACAGACAAGAUGCUGAAUGAAAACUCAGCGCUGCUGUCUACAUAUGGGAUCCAGCACCUGUCCGUCAUCCACAUGGUGUUCAAGGUCCCCAAGGUCUACCAGGUAGAAGUGUAUGGACUGAGAGGAGAAAGGAUGAUGAUUGACCUGUGUAACACCGAGGAGCAGAUGAAGCAAAUGACCGUCCUGCAGCUGAAAGAAAAAGUGGCCCAGAGGCUUCCAGAGGGCACAGGAAUCGAAACUCUACGACUGAUCUUUACAAAUAAGAUGCUGAAUGAAAACUCAGCGCUGCUGUCUACAUAUGGGAUCCAGCACCUGUCCGUCAUCCACAUGGUGGUCAAGGUCCCCAAGGUCUACCAGGUAUUAGUGUAUGGACUGAGAGGAGAAAGGAUGAUGAUUGACCUGUGUAACACCGAGGAGCAGAUGAAGCAAAUGACCGUCCUGCAGCUGAAAGAAAAAGUGGCCCAGAGGCUUCCAGAGGGCACAGGAAUCGAAACUUUACGGCUGAUCUUUACAGACAAGAUGCUGAAUGAAAACUCAGCGCUGCUGUCUACAUAUGGGAUCCAGCACCUGUCCGUCAUCCACAUGGUGUUCAAGGUCCCCAAGGUCUACCAGGUAGAAGUGUAUGGACUGAGAGGAGAAAGGAUGAUGAUUGACCUGUGUAACACCGAGGAGCAGAUGAAGCAAAUGACCGUCCUGCAGCUGAAAGAAAAAGUGGCCCAGAGGCUUCCAGAGGGCACAGGAAUCGAAACUCUACGACUGAUCUUUACAAAUAAGAUGCUGAAUGAAAACUCAGCGCUGCUGUCUACAUAUGGGAUCCAGCACCUGUCCGUCAUCCACAUGGUGGUCAAGGUCCCCAAGGUCUACCAGGUAGAAGUGUAUGGACUGAGAGGAGAAAGGAUGAUGAUUGACCUGUGUAACACCGAGGAGCAGAUGAAGCAAAUGACCGUCCUGCAGCUGAAAGAAAAAGUGGCCCAGAGGCUUCCAGAGGGCACAGGAAUCGAAACUUUACGGCUGAUCUUUACAGACAAGAUGCUGAAUGAAAACUCAGCGCUGCUGUCUACAUAUGGGAUCCAGCACCUGUCCGUCAUCCACAUGGUGGUCAAGGUCCCCAAGGUCUACCAGGUAGAAGUGUAUGGACUGAGAGGAGAAAACAUGAUGAUUGACCUGUGUAACACCGAGGAGCAGAUGAAGCAAAUGACCGUCCUGCAGCUGAAAGAAAAAGUGGCCCAGAGGCUUCCAGAGGGCACAGGAAUCGAAACUUUACGGCUGAUCUUUACAGACAAGAUGCUGGAUGAAAACUCAGCACUGCUGGCUACAUAUGGGAUCCAGCACCUGUCCGUCAUCCACAUGGUGGUCAAGGUCCCCGGAGGUCUGACAGCUUAACUGAGCCCAUCUUCACCUCCUCCUGCAGCCGCACGCUGAUGCCUCCCACAACAGCUGAUAAAGACACUGUUUACAAAUGAUUGAGCUUUAUUGUCUGUUAGAUUUUAAUAAAAUUCAGGUGUUUGUUU